Messenger RNA from Uloborus diversus, 666 nucleotides. RefSeq lists its product as uncharacterized. Gene Ontology annotation, molecular function: chitin binding. Bases 1 to 666 code for a protein of 221 amino acids. The transcript is spliced from 2 exons. Gene Ontology annotation, cellular component: extracellular region. NCBI's taxonomy places the organism in Eukaryota, Metazoa, Arthropoda, Arachnida, Araneae, Uloboridae. The record is from RefSeq and is a predicted model, not a curated record.
AUGUACAAAUUCGCACUUUGUCUACUUUUAUGCUCUGCUGCUGCAAACGCCUUCACAUGCCCUGAUGAUGGAAGCACAUUUUAUCACGCUGAUGUCUCAACAGGCUGCCAGGUGUACCACCUAUGCAGGAAUUCUGAACUGCACACGCUGACUUGUCCCUCCGGCGAAGCCUUCGACUCCCACGCAUCAAAGUGCGCUGCUGCCUCCACUGUCCACUGCCACGAGACCAUGCCUCAUCACAGACACAGACGAGAAGCGGAAACGGUGCACUCAAUCUCCAGAGAAGAAGCUAAGGAAGCCAUCGUGGAUCUCUACAACAAAAUAAAGCCCAUGCUCAAAGAAGCCUUGAAGGAUGUCGCGCCAUCUGUCUACGAUGUCAUCAAGACCGAGUAUGUCCCAACUUUCGAGUCCAUCAGCUCCAAUGUCAUGCCUCUAAUGAAGGAAAAGGUGUGGCCGAGGGUUAAGAAAGCUGCUCAAUAUUCGACACGCAUGGGAUUCCGGCUGUUUGAAAAACUAAACAAGUCGUACGAACUUUCUAAUUCUACUCAUAUUAAUAUCGUGUCCAUGUCCGAUUUGGCAAAAGAUAUUUCCAAAGAUCUCGAGCCUGUGCUUAAAUUGGGUAAAUAUUUCACAGAGCGCUUGUUGAACCAAAACAAAGAAGAAUGA